Adineta steineri is the source of this 1923-nucleotide messenger RNA. The record is from the annotation of a GenBank genome assembly. Lineage: Eukaryota; Metazoa; Rotifera; Eurotatoria; Adinetida; Adinetidae.
AUGGCAACAACAAAUGAACAAUCAUCAUUUUUUGAUAUACAAAUUGAAUCUCCAUCAAGUUCAUGUUCAUCAUCACCACCAACAUCAUUAAAACCAGUUCAUAAUCAACAUGAAAUUGAUUCAGGUUGUGGUAGUGAUGAAGAUCCAGCAUUAGCUUUAAAAAUUAAUAAAGGUCUUUCAAUGGGUUAUGAUUAUGAAUUAAUUAAAAGUGUUAUACAACAACAAAAUGAUGGUGAUGAUAUGUCGAAAUUUAUAGAAACAAUUGUACGUACAGCUGAAGUUAAUGGUAAUUCAAACAUAACAUCAACUAGUAAUCAUAGUCCAUCAAGUAAAAGUUCGUCACCAACAACAUUCAAUCAAAAAAUUGAUAUGGAUUCAUCAUCAACACAUUCAAAUUCUUCUGAAACACCAAUUGUACCACAUGAUGUUUAUAUUAUUGAUGGUGCUGAUCUUGCGUAUAGUUAUGGGAAUAAUACAUUUUCAUGGCGUGGGAUUGAAAUUUGUAUAAAAUAUUUACAUUCACAUGGUCAUAAGAAAGUUUAUGUUGCAUUACCAUAUUCAUUAAAACAUCAUAGACAUGAUCAAAAUUUUUCGGAAUCGAAAUCUUUACGUGAUCUUGAACGUAAAAAUUUACUUGUUUAUACAAAUCGUAUGUCUAAACAAACAAAUAAACCAGGUUCAUAUACACAUAUAAGUGAAAUGUUAAAAUUUUCACAAAAAUCUAAAGGACAUUUAAUAACAAAUGUUUCAUUAAAAGAUGUUAUACUUGAUUUUACUAUUUAUAAGCAUAUACUUGAAGAAAGAGUUAUACGAUAUCGUUUUCAAAAUGAUAAUUUUCAACCAUUAUUAGUAACAAUUGUUAGCGGUGAUGAUGGAAAUGAUUGUGAAACACAUUAUCCAUUAUGUCCUUACGGUAAAAAAUGUACAUAUGGUUCAAAAUGCAAAUAUUUUCAUAUUGAACGUCGUUAUCAAAAUCCAUUAUCAAUAACUGAAAGUCUUCAAAUGAAAGCACGAUUAGAAAAAUCGAAAUUACAACAUCAAUUAUCAAAUCCAUCAAUGAUGCCAGUUCUAGUUAAUAAUACAUUUAAUCAUACAAAAUCAGGUCCAGAUCAUUUACGUAUGUAUAAUGAACGACAAUCACCAGUAUCAUUUUAUCCUGUUAUGGAACAAAGUCUUGUUGAUGAUGCACGUACUGCAUAUGAAUAUGGUUUACCGUCGACACCAACCACACCAAAUGAUUUUUCAUUUGUUGAUCAACGUGUUCCAAUUCAACAACAAACAAGACAAACACAUCGUAGCUGGUUUGGUACACCAAAUCAACAACAUUCAUUUCUUAAUAGAACAUUCUCAAUGCCACAACAACAACAAUCAAAUGUAUUUUCGAAUAAUGAUUCUCAACGUAUGAUGGAAGAACAACAACAAAUGGCAGCUGCAAUGCUUAUGCAUCAGCAGCAGCAAAAUUGGGCUAGACAGCAACAACAACAGAUGUUUCCUAUGCAACAACAACAACAACCACAACAAUUCGAACAGGUAAAUGUUCUUCGUCUUUUGUCAAUGCUUACAUUACAACAACAGAAUAAUAUGAUGAAUAAUCCUAAUAAUCAACAUAUAUCAUCUGUUAAUAAUGCAAUGAUGCCACCUAUGACAAAUCAAUCAGCACAACAGCAACAACAACAACAGCAACAAGAAAAUCAAUUUGAUUGUUGUUCAGUAAAUAGUCAACAAGGUUUAGCUGAUAAAAUUCAGGCUGUACGUCAUCUUUGGGAAUCAGAAAAUCAACAUGCAAAUUCAUCUGCAUAUGUUCAUCAAAUGCCAAAUUAUAAUCAACAACAAACAUCAUCUGGUAUUGAUCCAACUUUAUAUAAUCAUAUGAAUACAACAUUUCAACAAACAGCAACACAAGGUUUCGUUCAAUUUCAAUAA